Messenger RNA from Entamoeba invadens IP1, 795 nucleotides. RefSeq lists its product as hypothetical. NCBI's taxonomy places the organism in Eukaryota, Evosea, Mastigamoebida, Endamoebidae. Gene Ontology annotation, cellular component: trans-Golgi network; endosome. Gene Ontology annotation, biological process: retrograde transport, endosome to Golgi; phospholipid translocation. Bases 1 to 795 code for a protein of 264 amino acids. The record is from RefSeq and is a predicted model, not a curated record. The transcript is spliced from 3 exons.
AUGAGAGCAGAGUUAAUUGGUGUAGUACUGAAUUAUACAAUUGAAGUUGCGAUGGUUUUAUUUCCAUUGAUACCAUAUAUCCCAUUUUUUCUUUCAAAAAAUCGAACAAAACUUUUUCAACAGUUUAAUAGUGGAGUUUGUUACGUUUUGUUGAUCAGCAAUUUCCUUCGAAUUGCGUUUUAUAUAGGAAAACCAUACCAAACGUUUUUGUUGCUUCAAAGCGUCGUUUUGAUCAUUGAAAUGAUUCUUCUUCUCGUUUUGGCAUCCAUUUGCCUCAACACAAAUACAGAAAAUGUUUUUGGAAAUGUUAUUGCUCUCCCAUUUGGUAUAGUGGUGGUGGGUUUUUUCUUUAGAAAUUACAUUCUUUUUGUCCAAAUAGUCGGGACAUUGGCUUCUAUAGUUGAGGUGACAUUAGCAAUACCUCAAAUUGUCCAAAACUAUAAAAGAAAGAGUGGGGACGGAAUACCAUAUUUAACUAUUUUACUCUGGAUGGGUGGUGAUGCUGUCAAAACGAUUUAUUACUGCAUUUCUAAAGUCCCUAUUCAAUUCGUUUUGUGUGGAGUGGUACAAUUUUUGUGCGAUGUAAUUGUUGGCACACAAAAAGUGUUUUACACAGAAAAAGUAAAACAUUUUGUUGAAUUGUGUUGUUCAAAAUGCACAAAACGAAAAGAAAGUGAGCAACUGAAAGAAAUAGCUAUGGAUGAUAGUCGAGAAGAGAUUAUAGCCAUUUGCCAAAAUUUCACAAACCGUAAUGGUUGGCAAAUUUUGAAAAAGGUGAAAAUUUGCCAAGUUUAA